UCUCCUCUAUAAAUACAGUCCUCAUCUUGGCUUCUCUUCCCCGCCACUCCACCACUUCCCAAUUCACGGAGUGAUAAGAAUCUUCAAAAUCCGAAGCCCUCUUGUGCCUUGUCCAAAUGGCCAAGCACAGUGUCCUGCUGCUACUGAUGAUGCUCGCCACAAGCAUGACCACCUCAUCGAUGGCCACCAGGAAGCUCAUGUUCCUUGUCACGCCACAGCCGAACCUCCUCACGUACCACAACGGCGCCGUGCUGAGCGGAGACAUCCCCGUCUCCAUCCUCUGGUACGGCCGCUUCACGCCGGCGCAGAAGGCCGUAGUCUCUGACUUCCUCCUCUCCCUGUCCGCCGCGCCGCGUGAGGCCCCCGCGCCGUCCGUCUCCCAAUGGUGGAGCAGGAUCCACCGGCUUUACCUCUCCAAGGCGGUGGCGCAGACCAGCGGCAAGAACGGAGCACACGGCGGUGCAGUCAAGAACGCGCGGGUGGUUCUGGGCGGCCAGGUCUCCGACGAGGGGUGCUCGCUGGGGAAGCGCCUGAAGCUGUCCCAGCUCCCCGCGCUGGCGGCCAUGGCGAGGCCGGCGAAGGGCGGCAUCGCGCUGGUGCUCACGGCGCAGAACGUGGCCGUGGAGGGCUUCUGCAUGAGCCGGUGCGGGCACCACGGGUCGGACGCGCGCGCCCGCACGGCGUACGCGUGGGUGGGCAACUCGGCCACCCAGUGCCCGGGCCAGUGCGCGUGGCCGUUCCACCAGCCCGUGUACGGUCCCCAGGCGCCGCCGCUGGUGCCCCCGAGCGGCGACGCGGGCAUGGACGGCGUGGUGAUCAACGUGGCCAGCAUGGUUGCCGGCGCGGUGACCAACCCGUUCGGGGACGGGUUCUACCAGGGCGACCGCGGCGCGCCCCUGGAGGCCGCGACGGCGUGCCCGGGCGUGUACGGCAAGGGCGCGUACCCCGGGUACGCCGGCCAGCUGCUGGUGGACAAGGCGACGGGCGCCAGCUACAACGCGCACGGCGCGCGCGGGAGGAAGUACCUGCUCCCGGCGCUGUUCGACCCCGACACGUCGGCCUGCUCCACGCUGGUGUAGCCGCCGCCAUCCGAAUCGACCCUUCUAGUGGCGUACCGGAUCGAGUGUGUAUUAGUGUGUGUGUAUACUAAAUACUAGCAGUACGUAUCCUCGUCCGUAACGUGCCGGGCGGUGCUGAAUAAAGGACCUGUACGUAUCCU
Messenger RNA from Phragmites australis (common reed), 1219 nucleotides. RefSeq names its product protein PHOSPHATE-INDUCED 1 homolog. The transcript has a single exon. The coding region runs from base 117 to 1079 and encodes 320 amino acids. Lineage: Eukaryota; Viridiplantae; Streptophyta; Magnoliopsida; Poales; Poaceae. The record is from RefSeq and is a predicted model, not a curated record.